This is a messenger RNA of Toxorhynchites rutilus septentrionalis, 536 nucleotides long. It is a transcript of the gene Nedd8, whose product is annotated as NEDD8. The transcript is spliced from 3 exons. NCBI's taxonomy places the organism in Eukaryota, Metazoa, Arthropoda, Insecta, Diptera, Culicidae. Gene Ontology annotation, cellular component: nucleus; cytoplasm. The record is from RefSeq and is a predicted model, not a curated record. Gene Ontology annotation, biological process: modification-dependent protein catabolic process; protein neddylation; regulation of proteolysis. Gene Ontology annotation, molecular function: ubiquitin protein ligase binding; protein tag activity. The coding region runs from base 136 to 369 and encodes 77 amino acids.
CAUUCAAAUUGACACCUGAGCGUCAUAUAAACCGAAAGCAAAAGCGAUCAAAAGAAAAGCAAAAAAAAUCAUCUCGAAUCUCUACAUCAAGAAAUUUGCUUUUCAUUCCGCUAUUUGCGAAAAAAUAACAUCAAAAUGUUGAUCAAAGUAAAAACCCUGACCGGAAAGGAAAUCGAAAUCGAUAUUGAGCCCACGGAUAAAGUCGAUCGGAUCAAAGAACGAGUGGAAGAGAAGGAAGGUAUUCCGCCGCAGCAGCAGCGGCUUAUCUUCUCCGGCAAGCAAAUGAACGAUGACAAAACGGCCCAGGAUUACAAAGUGCAAGGUGGUUCAGUGCUGCAUUUGGUGUUGGCACUGCGCGGUGGAAUUUAAAAUCUAACUCGGAAGUCUAACACAUAAGCAGCAAGUGAGAUGAAUUAAUGGAAAGCAGCGUAUUUUCAUAAGCCGGAAGCCUAGCCUAGGCGGAUUUUUGAUUGUUUUCAUUUGAAUUAUCUCUGUUUUACUUUAAUUGUGAGAAAAUAAAACAAUGUAAUUGUCAA